UUUACACUUUGUAGGCUUUGAGUAAAAUACUACAAAUACCACUACACACUCAAAAAAGAAAACCUCUUUUGAUUUCUCGUCUCGCUAAAAAUAUCACUCACACUAUUUUAUUUUAUUUUUAUAGUUAGUCUAUGAUAUACCUCACUCAGUUCUCUAAUACUUCCCUUUGUGUGUUGGUGUACAUGAUGAAAUGUGCCAAUAUUUCUCCCUUGUAUUAAUUGAGUGAUUGCCAGUUUUCAACGAAUGUGUGCUAGUGCAAUCUGUGCAAAUCACAGCCAAAAGAAAAGUGAAGAUAGGGGCUGGACCUCAUACAUAUAAUACCAGUUUUAACAAGGGAAAAUAGAAAUUUUAGUUUCCUUUACUACGGAAUAUAUAUGUCAACAGUUGCAGUCAAUUUGGAUGAUUUUAUACGAUUCCUAAAAUUAAGAUAUAUUAAGGCAUGUAUAUCCCUGAUUCCACUACAAAUAUAAUGUGAUUUACCUCUACUCUUGCAAACAAUUUCACUAUUUAUUUAUUUUUUGGUUGAAACAACACUUAUUUGGGACCUGCUAGAUUUAUUACUCCAGUAUAGAGCUGACCAGCUAACUAGUUCUUUUUUUCAAACAAACUUUAUAAACAUCAGAAGUAAUACAAGUAAGAUGCAUUUCAAGAAGAAGACAACUGAUUAAAUAACCAAAGAGAGAAAUUAAUUGUAUAUAGAUGAUGAGGAACUCGUUGUCGUCGUCGUCGUUCUCGUCCUCCUCUGCAAUUAUGGAGAUUGAAGAAGAAAGUGAACCACAAAACGCCAAUGGUAUAGUGGUAUCUGCUCAUGUGGCUUGGAAGGAUGUUAAUGUAAUGGUCACUCUGAAUAAUGGAGAUACAAGAAAUGUAUUAGAAGGACUUACUGGUUAUGCAGAGCCUGGAACAUUCACUGCAUUAAUGGGUCCUUCUGGUGCUGGUAAAUCUACGCUGCUCGACGCCCUAUCUGGACGUCUUGGUUCUAACGCUAUCCUCACUGGAAAAAUUCUCCUCAACGGUCGCAAAGCUAAGCUCUCAUUUGGAACUGCAGCAUAUGUAACACAAGAUGAUACGUUGAUUGGAACACUAACGGUUCGGGAGACUAUUUACUAUUCAGCUCAAUUGCGUCUCCCUGAUAGGAUGCCAUUAUCGAAAAAAAGGACACUAGUUGAGAGCACCAUUACUCAAAUGGGCUUACAAGAUUGUGCUGAUACGUUUAUUGGUAAUUGGCACUUGCGCGGUAUUAGUGGGGGAGAAAAGAGGAGGGUUAGUAUUGCGCUUGCGAUUCUAAUGAGGCCUAGAUUGCUCUUCCUUGAUGAACCAACAAGUGGACUAGAUAGUGCCUCAGCGUUCUUCGUAACACAGGCACUGCAUUGUCUUUCCAGAGAUGGACGGACUGUGAUAGCCUCAAUUCACCAGCCAAGCUCUGAAGUAUUUGAGCUGUUUGACAGAUUAUACUUGCUUUCCGGAGGCAAAACAGUUUACUUUGGUCAAGCUUCUGAAGCAAAUCAGUUCUUUGCCGAAGCAGGAUUUCCUUGUCCUUCUUUUAGAAGUCCAUCAGAUCAUUUCCUUCGGUGCAGUAACUCUGAUUUCGACAAAGUUAAGGCCACUUUAAGGGAGUUGAUCAAAUUUAAUCAGUACAAUGAUGAUCCUCUAAACAAGAUGACAACAGCAGAAGUAAUUCGAAGUCUUGUUGACUUCUAUCGUCAUUCUCAGUACUGCUAUGUAGCAAAUGAAACAGUGGAAGAAAUGUCCAAAGUUGUAAGUUUUAAUGCACCAAACCUUGAUCUUGAAAGGAACAGUGCUAGAUUCUAA
Messenger RNA from Solanum lycopersicum (tomato), 1812 nucleotides. The record is from RefSeq and is a predicted model, not a curated record. Lineage: Eukaryota; Viridiplantae; Streptophyta; Magnoliopsida; Solanales; Solanaceae.